UAUUUCAGCGGCUUCGAACUUGACAACGUCACGUCACGGUUCACUUUCUUCUCUCGCCACCAUGGAGACCGUCACCUCCGUUCUGAAGCAAUACUUUGGGUUUUCGGAUUUUCGACCUUAUCAGAAAGAUGUUGUUCAGAAAAUUAUUGAGAAAAGGGAUUGCGUGGUAGUCAUGGCUACCGGUAGUGGAAAGUCCUUGUGUUAUCAGUUACCUCCCUUGGUUGUUAGAAAAACUGGGAUAGUUGUAAGCCCUCUGAUAUCAUUGAUGCAAGACCAGGUAAUGGCUUUGAAGCAACGCGGUAUCAAAGCUGAAUAUCUUUCUAGCGCUCAGAAGGAUUACACUGUUCAGACUAAAGCUGAGCUUGGUCAGUUUGACAUUCUGUUCAUGACUCCUGAGAAGGCAUGCACAAUUCCUAUCAGUUUCUGGUCCAACUUGCUAAGGGCAGGAAUUAGUCUUUUAGCUGUUGAUGAAGCACAUUGCAUAUCAGAAUGGGGGCAUGAUUUUAGGGUGGAAUACAAGCAGCUAGACAAGUUACGUAGUGUUCUGUUAGAUGUUCCUUUUGUUGGUCUAACUGCGACUGCUACUGAAAAGGUUCGAUUUGACAUCAUCAAUUCCUUGAAGAUGAAUAAUCCUUAUGUUUUGGUUGGUUCAUUUGAUCGCACAAAUCUUUUCUAUGGUGUCAAGCUAUUUAACCGUGGACAAUUUUUUAUUGCUGAGCUUGUACGAGAAAUUUCAAAAGAAGUUGCUAGUGGUGGUUCAACUAUUAUUUACUGCACAACAAUCAAAGAUGUAGAGCAGAUAUCAAAGUCACUUAAGGAAGCAGGUAUCGAGGCUGGAAUGUACCAUGGCCAAAUGAAUGGAAAAGCUCGAGAGGAGUCUCAUAGAUUAUUUGUUAGAGAUGAACUGCAAAUCAUGGUGGCCACAAUUGCUUUUGGCAUGGGCAUAGAUAAACCUAACGUAAGACAAGUGAUUCACUAUGGUUGCCCCAAGAGUCUAGAGUCCUACUACCAGGAAAGUGGGCGAUGUGGUAGAGAUGGUAUAGCUUCUGUAUGUUGGCUUUACUACACAAGAAGUGACUUUGCAAAGGGUGAAUUUUAUUGUGCAGAUAUAAAAACAGAAAACCAAAGAAGAGCUGUUAUGGAGUCGUUGCUGGCUGCUGAACGCUAUUGUGUGGUGGGAACUUGCAGAAGAAAGUUCUUGCUUGAAUACUUUGGGGAAAAAUUUUCAGCUGAUAGAUGUGGGAACUGUGAUAACUGCACAGUCUCAAAGAAGGAGCGCGACAUGUCGAGAGAAGCAUUCCUGCUAAUGGCUUGCAUUCAUUCAUGCAAUGGCAAAUGGGGCCUUAAUAUGCCCGUUGACAUCCUGCGUGGGUCUCGAGCCAAGAAAAUUCUCGAUGCUCAGUUUGACAAGCUUCCACUUCAUGGACUUGGGAAAACUUACCCAGCAAAUUGGUGGAAAGCCCUUGGACAUCAAUUGAUUUCUCAAGGUUAUUUGAAGGAGACUAUUAGUGACGUGUACAGAACUAUAAGUGUCAGUUCAAAAGGAGAGCAGUUUUUGGCCUCUUCUAGACCGGAUUAUCAACCUCCCUUAGUUUUGUCAUUGACUGCUGAAAUGCUUGGAGAAGAAGAAAAUCGAAGCCCACAAGAAGAAUUCAAAAUUUUAGGAACUUCAGAAUCAGAUGGUUUUUCAGAGGCCGAGGGACAGCUCUACCAUAUGCUUUUAGAAGAAAGGUUAAAGCUUGCUAGAAGUGUUGGAACAGCUCCAUAUGCUCUAUGUGGUGAUCAAACGAUCAGGAAAAUUGCUUUAACAAGACCAUCUACAAAAGCAAGGCUAGCAAACAUUGAUGGCGUGAAUCAGCACCUAGUAACAAAAUAUGGAGAUCGUUUUCUUGAAGUUAUACGGAAACUGUCACAAGGAUUAAACCUAUCAUUGGAUGGGGAAGCAAGUUUGCAAACUAAUGAAGUAAGGAAAGUAUCUCCAGUAACCAACAAAUCAAGGAAGUUGUCAUCAGCAAAGUUUGAAGCAUGGAAAAUGUGGCAUGAAGAUGGUCUUUCUAUUCAGAUGAUUGCUAACUAUCCAGGUAGAUCAGCCCCUAUAAAAGAACAAACUGUUGCUGAAUAUCUGCUGGAAGCUGCCCAAGAAGGAUUACCUUUUGAUUGGACUAGAUUCUUUGAGAUGAUAGGACUGACACAAGAGAUCAUAUCAGAAAUUCAGGGUGCUAUUUCAAAGGUUGGAUCUACAGAUAAGUUGAAGCCUAUAAAAAAUGAAUUGCCAGAACAUAUAAGUUAUCCGCACAUCAAGGCUUAUUUGGUCAUGCGAAACUGUGGAACAUCCAUAGAAGGCAUUCAAUCUGGAGUUUACCAGACUGGCAAAGAUAGUGAACCUGUAAAUAAUGCAUCAGCUUUGUCAGAGCAUCCUUUGGAAAAAUGCCAAGCAGAACAACGGCAUUGUGAAGCUGACAUUCCUGCCAAAAAUUUGACGGAAAAAUGUGACUUAGAAAUUGAUGAAGUACCUUCUGGACCUGUCAAUGGUCUCCAGGUACAGAAGCUUCCAUUAGCCUGUGAGAAGGAAUUCACAAGCAAACGACAAAAAGUCAGUGAAACAGAGGAAGUAAAUUCAAUUGCACUGAAGGCUACAGAGAGUUCUGUUGUAGAGUGGCUGAAUGGCGUUGAUGAAGGGGCUACUUUGAUUGAUAUUUUGGAGCACUUCAAUGGAUCCAAUGAAGAUUAUGUGGUUGAACUGCUAAAUUGCCUUGAGAGUGACUUUUCGAUAUAUAAGAAAGAUAACAAGUAUAGGGUUAUGUAAAAAAGUUGCUGCAUCAGGAUUUUUAUGGCUUACGCUUGUAGACAAUAUUUCGUUUCAUUGGUGUAUUGCAUGUUUCUUAAAUGUUAGCCGCCAUGGGUGAAUGAGCAAGUUAUUGCAUGAUCAGAAUCUAGAAGGAAAACCGGUUAUUAAGGGGUAA
Gastrolobium bilobum is the source of this 2963-nucleotide messenger RNA. RefSeq lists its product as uncharacterized. The record is from RefSeq and is a predicted model, not a curated record. Gene Ontology annotation, cellular component: cytoplasm; chromosome; nucleus. Bases 62 to 2806 code for a protein of 914 amino acids. Gene Ontology annotation, molecular function: 3'-5' DNA helicase activity; nucleic acid binding; ATP binding. Lineage: Eukaryota; Viridiplantae; Streptophyta; Magnoliopsida; Fabales; Fabaceae. The transcript has 19 exons. Gene Ontology annotation, biological process: DNA replication; double-strand break repair via homologous recombination.